Molecule: messenger RNA, 1421 nt
Organism: Ilex paraguariensis (yerba mate)
Lineage: Eukaryota; Viridiplantae; Streptophyta; Magnoliopsida; Aquifoliales; Aquifoliaceae
Source: the annotation of a GenBank genome assembly
AUGCAGACCUACCUGCAAUCUAUCACUGUGAGGCUUGAGGAGUGGAGGCUAAAGCGACGUGAUACUGAGGAGUGGAUGACGCAUCGCCAACUCCCUCGAGAUUUGCAAGAACGUGUUCGGAGGUUUGUACAAUACAAGUGGCUUGCAACACGAGGAGUUGACGAAGAUUCUAUACUGCAUGCCUUGCCUACAGAUCUUCGUAGAGAUAUCCAACGCCACUUAUGUUUGGACCUUGUUCGACGUGUCCCCUUUUUCUCAGAGAUGGAUGAUCAACUACUUGAUGCCAUAUGUGAGCGCCUCCUAUCAUCCUUAAGUACUCAAGGCACCUACAUAGUUCGUGAGGGGGAUCCCGUUACAGAAAUGCUUUUUAUUAUCAGAGGGAGACUAGAGAGCUCAACUACAAAUGGAGGCCGAACAGGUUUCUUCAAUUCAAUUACAUUGAGACCUGGCGACUUUUGCGGUGAGGAACUUCUUGCAUGGGCACUGCUUCCAAAAUCUACUCUCAACUUGCCUUCUUCGACAAGAACAGUGAGAGCCCUUAAUGAAGUGGAAGCCUUUGCAUUGCGAGCAGAAGAUCUCAAGUUUGUAGCCAAUCAAUUUAGACGUCUCCACAGUAAGAAGCUUCAACACACAUUUCGUUGUUACUCUCACCACUGGAGGACUUGGGCUGCCUGUUUCAUUCAGGCUGCUUGGUGCCGACACAUGAAGAGAACGAUGGCAAAGAACCUUAGCAUGACAGAGUCAUUCUCCUCUUUUGCUCCUGAUGAGCAAGUAGUUGAUGAAACAGAACAAGAAAGCGAAGAGGACAAUGCUAAACCAGUAAAUUCGUCUCAAGCAAAACAGAACUUGGGAGUCACAAUACUGGCUUCAAGAUUUGCUGCUAACACAAGGAGAGGAGCUCAGAAGACCAAGGAUGUUGGAUUGCCCAAGUUGCAGAAGCCUGAAGAGCCUGACUUCUCGACUGAGCCAGAUGAUGACUAGUUUUUUUUGAACUGUAGAUGAUGACUAAUUCAAAUGUGGUAACAGUGUGAGUUAUGACAACCGCCACUAUCAAGGGAGAAAGUUGCAGAAUCCUUUAAAGAAAAUUCCAAAAUUAGGUGAAGGUUUGGAUCUUCAUACAAGAACACAUGAUGCACAGCUCUAAUUGCAUUAGUUGUAUUGUAGUGUAAAAGCAUGCCAUUCAGUAGAGGUAAGCUGCUUCCAAUUUAUUUGCUUUCCUUGACAAAUACAUGUAGCAUGCCUUGGAAACGUGUCAGGUAAUGGUUAAGAGCAGUCAGCAGUGCAGGCAUAGCUUGUUGCAUAAUUUGAGGUUUUGAAAUUCUGGUUCAAUAUGUAUAUCAGAGUUCUGCUUUUAUGCAUUUUUUUUUUUGGGGUUCAAGUUUUAGGACAAUAUAAACUUCAUUGUUAGUGUGAUAUUUGCU